Molecule: messenger RNA, 1317 nt
Organism: Sporothrix schenckii 1099-18
Lineage: Eukaryota; Fungi; Ascomycota; Sordariomycetes; Ophiostomatales; Ophiostomataceae
Exons: 4
Coding region: 1-1317 (438 amino acids)
Source: RefSeq, a predicted model, not a curated record
AUGUCGACCGCGGCUGCGGCCGCACCAGCGGCAACAUUCGCUCUGGUUUCGCCGUUUGGUGAUCCGGCCCUGCUGCCGCACGACUCAAAGAAGGCUGACAUCAUCGCCAGCGGCGUCAUAACGCUGUUCCUCGCGGGCUGUUUUGUGGCAGCACGAUUCUACACGCGCAUGUUCAUCACAAGGACCCGAAUCGGCGCGAGUGAAUGGCUAGUUUUGUUGGCAUGGAUCUUCUCCUUUGGUGUCACCAUUCCUCAGAUACUGGAAACGGGAUAUGGCAUGGGCGCCCACGUCUACGACAUGGCCAUUGGCGACAUUAACUCCUCCGACAGCGCCAAAGCCGGACUCAUCUCCAUCCUCUUCUACUCGCUGUCCCUCACAUUCAGCAAGCUGUCCAUGCUGGCCUUGUACCUCGUCGUCUUUCCUUAUAACUGGGUCCGCUCCGUCAGUUUCAUUUUGCUCGCCGUCGUCGCCGUCGGCCAGACUUGGGUGCUGUACGUCAUCUUUUCAGCCUGCACGCCGCUCGAGGCCUUUUGGGAUCCGACCAUACUCGGCGCCACCUGCCACCCGCAGGUCUUCUGGCUCUCCAACCAGUACCUCAUGAUUGCCACCGACUUUAUGAUAUUCCUGCUGCCGCUGCCCGUCGUCUGGCGCCUCAAAGUCCGCCCGGGCCACAAGGUGCUCCUCGUUUUCGUCUUUGCCAUGGGUUUUUUUGUCUGCGCCAUCUCCGUGAUCCGUAUUACACUCAUCAUCCCACUCACCAACAACCCCGGCCCCGAUUUUACCUAUUCCGGCAUCGCCACAUACUACUGGACCGACGUCGAAACAAACCUCGCCAUUGUCGUCGCCAGCUCCAUCAACCUCAAACCGUUUGUCAGCUGCCUGCUGCCCAAGUCAUGGCUAUCCAGUCCCGACGGCGAUUUAGCGCACAACAAUAUCAACAACAACGGCCACCGGUACCCGAUGCACACCAGUCUCGUUGACCCCAUUGCGACUAUUGGGUCGCGCUUCUCUCGGCUGACGGGCCGUGCCGGCCCGGGGGAAGGUGCAGGCGCUGCCAGCCAUAAUAUCCAUGGUGGCCACAAUGACCCCAUUGUCGCAGACGACACAAAGGUCCUCAACAUUGCCACCUCUUCGCACGCCUCCCACAACUCCUCGUCGUAUCUCGACAACGACUCGCAGUCCACAUCGAACAGCCAUACUAUCGACGAAGAGUUGGGCCUGCCACAGCAUGAAGCCGGCAGCGAGCUCAAGUCGCAUUUGCAGCACGCCGUCCACAGUGUGCCCAGCGACCAGACGCUGGGCCAUGACAGACGAUGA